CUCUCUGAGGUGAUAAACUGUGUUUCUCGAUUGUUCCAGCCUGCUUCUCUGACAUGGAUUCAAACGCUCUGUGCUUGCUUUCCUCCUUUUCAACUUACUGCAACCUAUGGAGUCACAAAUCUAAUUGCUAAGCUGGCAGGGUGCUGAGGGGAUGAGGCACUGCAGAUAUCUGAGGGCAGAUAAUCCUGUUUGUCUCCAGAACUGUGGAGGCUGCAGGAGGAACGAGCAAGCUGCAAGAGGCCCUGGCAUUUGCCCAUCAGGGCAAGGACGAGCCAUCUCUAUGCUGCUGUCAUUCAGCCCAAUGUCUGGGGUUUGGUUUUGUUUCACCGUUAAAUAAAAGUAGUGCUGUGCCAAGAAAGGUCGGCCUGAAGUUGGAUUCGAGAGCAGCCUUUUCCUGGCUCAAUGUGGAGGCAACUUUUGCUCUACUUCAGGACUCACAGCUACCAUGCAGAUAACUGUCAAGCAAAGGAGACCCUCCAAAAUGAAGAUGGAGAGGCCAAUAAGGCAGCACGGUGGAUUUUCAAGCCUCCGAGGCCUGCCGGGCCCCUCGCCCCGCUGUCAGCUCUGCUCUCCAGCCCCUUCCUGCGGCCGCAGAUCCCCGCCCGCCGGCCCUGCCCGCGCUUCGUCUCGGCUCCUCGUCGAGACGCCCCGGGGCACGGCUUCGGCCCCGUGGGCUUGGCGGUCCUGCUGGUCGGGAGCGGGCCGGCAGUUCCUUGCCCGCUCGCCGCCCUGCUUUGGGGCCGCUGGGCUGAGCCUCCGCCGGCCCCCGCCCCGCCGCCGCCGCCUUCCAGCCGCCUCCCCCCGGAGCGCCGGAGAUGCCCGGCGUGCCACGGAGCCGCCCCGCCGCCGCCCCGCGCUGCCCCCGAGCCGCUCGGCGCUCCUAUGGGAUCGGAGCGGAUGGAGAUGCGCAAACGGCAGAUGGCUGCAACCCAGGAGACCCCAGGUGCUGCUCAGGCUCAGCACGGCACAGGCAACCGAGGGUCCAAUGCCUGCUGCUUCUGUUGGUGUUGUUGCUGCAGCUGCUCAUGUCUUACUGUUAGAAAUCAAGAAGAAGAGAGAGCAAGGAGAGCAUCUCAGGAACUUCAAGCAGAGGGUAUUCCCAACUGUGAGGAAAGCCCUGCUCCUACUCUUGAAGAAGUAAAUGCCUGGGCUCAGUCAUUUGACAAGCUGAUGCUUACCCCAGCUGGCAGGAAUGCCUUCCGAGAGUUCCUCCGGACGGAAUUCAGCGAGGAGAACAUGCUCUUCUGGAUGGCCUGUGAGGAGCUAAAACAAGAAUCCAACAAAAGUGUCAUUGAAGAAAAAGCAAGGCUAAUCUAUGAAGAUUAUAUUUCUAUCCUGUCUCCAAAAGAGGUCAGUCUGGACUCCAGAGUAAGAGAAGUCAUCAACCGAAAUAUGCUGGAACCCUCCCAACACACCUUCGACGACGCACAGCUUCAGAUUUACACCUUAAUGCACAGAGACUCCUACCCCCGCUUCAUGAACUCUGCCAUUUAUAAGGACUUGCUUCGCUCCUUAUCUGAGAAAUCCAUCGAAGCAUAGGAUUUGUUCCUCCCCCCCCUUUCUUAAAUGUAUUUAUUCUAAAACCAAACAGAACUCUGGGCUACACCAAUCCACAGGGAAUUUAGAAUUACUCAGAGAUUUACCUGAAAACAACUCAGGCAAGUUUUGAGUACCGAGUGAGUGAUUUAAAGGCGCACAAGGCUCUGACACAAUCACCUAACUCCAGUUUCUGGUCCGAUUCUGUGUUACUUUGUGAGAGAGAGAAUGAAGAGAAUGAAGUCAGAGUGGUGGCAUGCAAAAAAAAAAAGCAGCAUUUUUUCCAAGGCAGCACAAAACUCAGACCCAGAUCUGCGGUACAAAUGCCAACUGAUUUUAUUUUCAAGUGCAGUGUUAAGUUUUGUGGAACACCAAACCAGUUGUCCCACCCAUGCUGUACCCAAAGUAAAAGCAGCGCUGUGGAUAGCUGGGUUACACUACAGAAUGUUUCACACAGUGUACCAAUUGUACCUGGCACAGGCACACUCCACUUGUCUUGCUAUAUUUAAUGGGUAUAGAGUGUGCCAAUAGCUGUGUGGCAGCCCCCAAGUUUGCAAGAGCUAACGGUUGAAGCAAUGCUGCCUGCAGAAACCUUUUGCUGAAGAAUUGUUAUUUUACUACUAGAGCCUGCUGAAAGCAUUUUGAAGUUCAUAGUGUUGAUGUUUAUAAAGCUGAAAUAUCUACUAAAGAGGAAGAACAAUCUGGGCAUUUAAAUUCCCAAAUAAAGCACAAGAAUUCUCACAUGUUCUUCUCUUCCCUCGGCAGGUAGAUGUAAAAUCCCUUCACUACUGGCUCCGGAGAGAAUGGCACUACCAACCACCCUGCUUUUGUACAUAUUCAACUCUCCCAUUACCUGACAGCUCUUGUAAGGUUUCUAUUACAGAUGCACACACUUUUAAUUAACAACAAAAGGAAGCUGGAACUAUUCUGUUCUGAUCCAGCACUCUUCCAGGCUGUUCCAGAGAAAAGCAGCAGCUCUGUCCACUAAUAAACCACAUUCAUUUGCAAUAUCCCUGAAGCAUUGCACUUGAUUUCUGGUCAGUUCUCCAAAUCUGUCAUCACAGGGAAUACAAGGAAGAAAUUGAAUCUCCAUAAACUGUGGGUAGAUUAGACAAACCUCUUUAUGUUACAUUACAAGAUUCAAUACCUGAAGGGAUCCUACAGGAAGGCUGGAGAGGGACUUUACAUAAGGAUGUCUAGCAAUAGGACAAGGAGGAACGGUUUGAAGCUGAGGACAAGUAGGUUCAGACCGGAUAUUAGGAAGAAGGUCUUCCAUAUGAAAGUGGUGAGACUCUGGAAUAGUUUGCCCAGGGUGGCUGUGGAUGCCUCCUCCCUGGGGGUGCUCAAGGCAAGGUUGGAUGAGGCCUUGAGCAGCUGAGUUUAGUUGAGAGAUGUCCCUGCCCAUGGCAGGGAGAUUGGGAACAGAUGAUGUCUAAGCACCCUUCCAACCGGAGCCAUUCUAUGAUGUGUUACAAUUCCACUGUAUUAAACUUCAGAGUUCACAGCAGAUUUGUAUCUAAUUGAAUGUUUCCCUGCAUUUAAGUAAACCACAUGACAUGGACAGGUAGAAAAAUGACUUAAGGGGAACAAAAAGAAAACAGUCCUAGAAAGGAAGCACCAAGCAUAGUUCAGUGACAUUUACUGUAGCCUUCCUAAAAUCUACUCUUUGCCUAAUUCCAGCACUAUGGAAAGCACAAAAUGGAGAUUUUCUCUGAAAAAAAGGAGAUGGGAAUAACAAGACACAAUUUAGGAGAUCAAUUUAAUUGUUUCCUCUAUGGACUCAGCAGGAGACAUAUUCUUCCCUGACUGCAUUUGCAUUAUUAAAGAAAUAAUGAUGGGACUUUCCAUUAUGCAGCACCACAGGGGAAGACUCCAUACAUGGUAAGUUAACAAUAGCUAUGGAGCAGUUUCCAACAGCUCCUUCCAAAACUAAAAUACUACUGAACACAAAAAAGCUUCAGAUGGCAAAUCAAAGCCUUUUUGCCCUCUGUAGCACAAGAGUGGGUAAGUUAAAAGGAAGCCCUUCUACCACUACUUAAGACAUGGUCCAGUUAGUGGUCCCUGCUGCUGAACAUCACUGGUGCUGGUUAUCUCAGCUGAAUUUCCAGUAACCAUACCCAAAACAUUAUCAACACAAUUUCAGUUCACAAAGGACUACAUAACAGGUACUGACUUCAACAUAACAACCUAGAAACAUGGAUGAAGCAAGCACAAGGACCUCACAGCCAGACUGAUGAUGCUGUGCCAGCCAGAGAGGAUAAAGCGCUCCAAAAGUCUGAGCUGACAAAGUGUAACCAGGCCACAUUUGGCUUGCUGGAAACCUCAGAUGCAUGCAUCAAAAAAACCCCAGUUCAAAGUGUGUCAUUUCAUUUCUUUGCUCCCUCUUGCCUGCACAGACACCUCAUUAAAAGCUGGAAGACAGA
Messenger RNA from Pogoniulus pusillus (Red-fronted tinkerbird), 3959 nucleotides. RefSeq names its product regulator of G protein signaling 20 (gene RGS20). Bases 403 to 1539 code for a protein of 378 amino acids. Lineage: Eukaryota; Metazoa; Chordata; Aves; Piciformes; Lybiidae. The transcript is spliced from 6 exons. The record is from RefSeq and is a predicted model, not a curated record.